This is a messenger RNA of Cydia strobilella, 2035 nucleotides long. It is a transcript of the gene Vps24, whose product is annotated as charged multivesicular body protein 3. The coding region runs from base 86 to 739 and encodes 217 amino acids. Gene Ontology annotation, cellular component: ESCRT III complex; multivesicular body. The transcript is spliced from 7 exons. Lineage: Eukaryota; Metazoa; Arthropoda; Insecta; Lepidoptera; Tortricidae. The record is from RefSeq and is a predicted model, not a curated record. Gene Ontology annotation, biological process: protein transport; late endosome to vacuole transport; endosome transport via multivesicular body sorting pathway.
GGCUUGGCAAGUGUCACAUUAAGAAUCUGUCAAAACAAAUUGGUCAAUGAUACUUGUGUCGAAAUUUCCUUAAUUUACCAACAAAAUGGGUCUAUUUGGCAAAUCUAAUGAUCGAAAUCCAAAAGAAAUGGUAAACGAAUGGUCACACAAACUACGCAAAGAAGGGUACAAUUUGGAUAGACAAAUCCGAGCAAUACAGCGGGAAGAGGAAAAGAUCAAACGUUCGUUAAAAGAGGCAGCCACAAAAAAUGAUAAGCAAGUGUGCACAAUAUUGGCGAAGGAAAUCAUACGAUCGCGGAAGGCCAUCAGUAAAAUAUACACUAGCAAAGCACAUUUGAACUCGGUACAAAUGCAGAUGAAAAACCAGUUAGCUACUUUAAGAGUUGCGGGGUCAUUGCAAAAGUCCACUGAGGUAAUGCAAGCAAUGCAAGCCCUCAUCCGUUUACCAGAGAUAGCCAACAUCAUGCAAGAGAUGAGUAAAGAGAUGAUGAAGGCGGGUAUAAUUGAAGAGAUGCUGGAUGAAACCAUGUCUGCGGUGGAAGAUGAAGAGGAAAUGGAGGAAGAGGCGCAGAGUGAGGUUGACAAGGUGCUAUGGGAGCUCACACAGGGCAAACUGGGAGAAGCGCCGGCACCCCCCACGGCCGUCGGGGCGCCGUCCACGAGCCGCGAGGCGGAGCCCGUGGCAGACGAGGCGGAAUUGGACGAGAUGCAAACCAGACUCGAGGCGCUGCGAUCUUAGUGAUACGAAACUUACUUAUAAAGGACUCGCUAGACGGCAUGGAGCGUGAAGUUUGCUAUUGCCUUGUAUUUUGUACAUAAUAAGUUCUUAGAGAAUAGCUUAACGUUUAAUGUUCUGCAUUUUCGAAUAUUUAAAAUUAUUUUUAUUAUAGUGUAUUUAUUUACUAAUUGGCAGAACUAACGUCACAUUAUUUUCUGUAUAAGUGAUCAUUUUUAAAGGUUUAACCCAUACAACGAUAUUAAAAAUUCAACGCUAAUCAACAAACAAAUUAGCCCUUUAAACGCCACGCCUAUCGCGUCAUCGUAAAUCUCGUCGGAUUGCAGGAAGGUUGAUAUUGACGUUGACGUAUUUAGAGGUUUUCUUUACAUACCGGGAACAUUAUCAUGUCGAUUAUGGUAUAGCGAUGUGAGCGUAAGUUAUUUAACUUUCACGAUUUCUACACAUUAUUAAAUUGUAGACUUUUUUCUCAUACCACGUCGGUGGCAAUCAAGCGGGGUCCCUUUGUUUGACAUAAUUAUUGAAAGUCAUAAUGUAAUGAUUGUCAUAUUAUCAUUAGUCAUAAUUCUGAAACCGUGAACUUUUUAGGAUUUUCCUCGGGUCAUUCUUUAGAUAGGUUAGGUUAGGUUUGAUUUAUGGCAAUUCUGAAAAGUUACGCUUUUCUGAGUAAAACCAAAUUAUGACUAACGAAAAUGUGGACAAACAAUACGUUAUGACUUAAAACUAUAUAGGAAACAAUAGAGACCCCAAUAAAGCAUACGGCCCGCCUGAUGAUAAGCAGUUACCGUAGCCUAUGGACGCCUGCAACACCAGAGAUAUUACAUGCGCGUUGCCGAUCCUUUAAAAACCUGUACACUCCUUUUUCUACUGUACACAAUCAAUUACUGUCAACAUAGCGGAAUACAAUAAAAAUCGGCUUCUUUCGGUCUUAGUUGUGAUUGUGACGUUCGAAUGAUCUUUAGUCUCUGUGAUAGAAUAAGGGAGGAACCGUUUCUAGUUAUUAUAAUGUCAUUGUUAUUAAUAAAUUUCACGCUAAUUUUCUUCCAUAAUUUGAUCACUUGUCUCUAAUUUAGUACAGAUUUAGCUCUCAUAAUACAUUAAGAAAGUGUUAUUUAAUCUUGUACUAUUUGUUUCCGAUGUUACCUGUAUGUAAUUUGGCAUGUUUUUAUACAGGAUGUUUUUUUAGGAACUCAAUCACAAAAGUUAUUGUAUAAUUAUAAUUACUAUUGUUAUGAACAUGCUGUUGGAGCCUGAAUGUGAAGUUUAUACGAUUGAAAUAAAUUAAUGCACUAAUCAUAA